Messenger RNA from Aptenodytes forsteri (emperor penguin), 3611 nucleotides. It is a transcript of the gene SAMHD1, whose product is annotated as SAM and HD domain containing deoxynucleoside triphosphate triphosphohydrolase 1. Gene Ontology annotation, cellular component: nucleus. The coding region runs from base 1 to 1605 and encodes 534 amino acids. The record is from RefSeq and is a predicted model, not a curated record. Gene Ontology annotation, molecular function: dGTPase activity. Lineage: Eukaryota; Metazoa; Chordata; Aves; Sphenisciformes; Spheniscidae. Gene Ontology annotation, biological process: defense response to virus; dGTP catabolic process; regulation of innate immune response. The transcript has 15 exons.
AUGAACUUGCACAACCUCCCAGCUGAGAGACUGAAAGUGCUGGCCUGCCUGAACAAACUGAGACAGCAGCACGUGGACAUAAUGAAGGUUUUUAACGAUCCAAUUCAUGGGCACAUUGAAAUACAUCCCCUUCUUGUUCGUAUCAUCGACACACCUCAGUUUCAGCGCCUCAGAUACAUUAAGCAGCUGGGUGGCACUUACUUCGUUUUUCCAGGAGCCUCUCACAACCGCUUUGAACACUCUAUAGGGGUGGGCUACCUAGCAGGAUGUCUGGUUCGUGCACUGAAGGAGAGACAACCAGAACUAGAUAUAACCCAGCGAGAUAUCCUCUGUGUAGAAAUUGCUGGGCUUUGUCAUGAUUUGGGUCAUGGGCCAUUUUCACACAUGUUUGAUGGAAGAUUUAUUCCACUCGCUCGUCCAGAUUUGAAGUGGAAGCAUGAAACUGCUUCUGUUAAAAUGUUUGAGCACCUGAUCGCUUCCAAUAAACUAGAAGAAGUCAUGAAGUCGUAUGGUCUUGUCCUGGAAGAAGAUAUGAACUUCAUCAAGGAACAAAUAGGAGGGCCUAUAGAUGAAACCGCUUGUGAGAAAUCGUGGCCCUACCAUGGUCGACAAAAGGAGAAAAGUUUCCUAUAUGAGAUAGUAGCUAACAAAAAAAAUGGCAUUGAUGUUGACAAAUGGGAUUAUUUUGCAAGGGAUUGCCAUCACCUAGGAAUCCAGAAUAAUUUUGAUUAUAAGCGAUUGCUUAAAUUCACUCGGGUCUGUGAAGUAAAAAACCAGAAGCAUAUCUGUACCCGUGACAAGGAAGUUGGAAAUUUGUAUGAUAUGUUCCACACACGGAAUUGCCUGCACCGGCGAGCAUACCAGCAUAAGAUUGGCAACAUCAUUGAAAUAAUGAUUACGGAAGCCUUUCAAAAAGCAGACAAAUUUUUUAAAAUAGAAGGCUCUGGAGGAAAACUGUACCAGAUUUCUACAGCAAUGGAGGACAUGGAAGCCUACACUAAGCUAACUGAUAAUAUCUACCUGGAAAUUCUGCACUCAAGUUGUCCAGAACUGAAGGAGGCACGAGAAAUUUUGCAUAAAAUAGAACGACGUGAAUUAUACAAGUUUUUAGGAGAGACUCAACCUGAAACAAUGAGGGAAAUUGUAAAGAAUAAUAGCCUGGCAGAAAGCAUUGCUAAUUCCAAGCCAGAAAAGGAUCCUCCAGAUGUGCAGCUGAAGGCUGAAGAUUUCAUAAUUGAUGUUAUCAAUAUGGAUUAUGGAAUGAAAGAACAGAAUCCCAUUGAUAAUGUUCUCUUCUAUUGCAAGGCUGAUCCUUCCCAGGCAGUCAAGAUCAGUAAAGAGCAGGUUUCAAAGUUUUUACCCAUGACAUUUGCAGAGCAGGUUAUCCGUGUUUAUUGCAAAAGUCAGGAUCCAGAUAUUAUUUCAGCUGCAAAACAGUAUUUUAUUCAGUGGUGUAUAAAGAAGGAUUUCACCAAACCACAGGAUAGUGAUGUGGUUGCCCCUCAUCUAAUUCCAAUGAAGAAAAGCUGGAAUAACACGAGAGAUGAUGAACACAGGACAGCUUCAGAACCCAGUUGCAAACAAAGGCUUCCAUUUGAUAAGUAACACUUUUCCUUUUGGCACUAUUCAGUCUGCUUCUUCAGAAGAUGGGUAAACCUGGGCAGCAACGCUUUUAAAAGCCAGUGGGAUGGACUGUAAGGAUUUAUGGAACAAUGCAGAAAUGCAUUUUACAAUACAGUAUGUUUUAAUGUAGGUACUUAAACAAAGUGCAUAUUCCAAAUGGCCUUUUAAAAAAUUAACAACCUAUUACAGCAGAGCAAAUUCAAUUCUCAUCUAUUUUUGAAUGUAUUGGCACUGUGUAGCAAGAGUAACUUUAAGAAUUGCAAUUCAUCGUUAUUACAAGAAGUGCUGAAGACACGGUACUGUUCCUUCUAGUCCUGAUCCCUUCUUAAGAUGAUUGUGAUAUUGCAUGAGCUAGCAGAAAAACUUCCAGCUCAGGUUGUUUUUUGUUUUUUUUUUCCCCAGUACCUGAGGAAGAGAGGAGUAAGUAUGCUUCUGAAAAUAGAACUGAAAUAGAACUUUGAAAUAACCACAGAUGGCAUCUUCAAGAAUAGCAAAAUGAAUUUCAUUUAAAAAAAUAAAAGGAGGGGAGAGGGGAAUCUUUUUGAUAGCCAAAGAUUACUUUUCUGGUAUUCAAAAAGCUGAUGAUGAUGCAGGCCUCUCGCUAUAAGUGUGACCACAAUUUUUACUGAAGUAACAAUGCAUUGCAGUGACAUGCAGCCUUUUAUUGUUUUAUAGUGUAUUUUUGAUACAUUGAAUGUUAUAUUUUUACUGUUACACUGAACUGCAAAAACUGCUCGGAACCUCCAUUGUUUGAGUGCUCGCAGGAAAGCAGAGCUACCCGAAUGUUUGUCAGGGCAGGUGGACGUGCGCACAGCUCUUGGCACGGUUAGUGACGCCCGGCAGGAUGCUGCGCUGGCUCUGCUCUUCCGUGCGCCAAGCGCACCUUGUUUCUGCAUUACACUGUACUAGGUAGACAGGCUCUUCAGGAAUCCCUCCAUCCUUGUGUCCCUUCCCUGUUUCUCCUGGAUCUCUGAUCGCUGUUCCUGUGUAAUUUUUCUCUCCCUUGUAGAACUAUAAGGGUUCUUACAUUUUCCCUUACUGGCAGUACUAAUGUGAGUGUUGCUAAAUGUCUGUCCAGUUGAAAAAGUGAACGAGGAAGACCUUUUUCCUCUCACCUUUUACUCAGGUCUAAGAGGAAGGCUGCUUUCAUUAAAUAAAACCUAAAAGCUUGAAAAAGCCCGCCCUCAAAACUAAAAAUGCAAAGCAAAAGGUUCAGUAAUGCUCAGAAAUUGGAACAAGCUUUGGGUUUUUACAUCUGAAAUGGGGAAAGAAAAGUUCAGCAUUCAGUUUUGGCAGGCAAGCGUGGGUAACUAGGUUAGUUUCUGAAAACUAACACAAUGGGAAGUCACUGUGAGAGAACCGCAGAACUCUCUUUAUAUCUGAUUACGUUUCCUUUGCCCUUUUUAUCACGGGAACUGAUAGCUGUUAGGCAGAGGGAAGGAGAAUGAGUAUUCAUGUACUUACUCAGAUUUCAUUUGUUGAAAUAACCAGAAGUCGUUUUGCGCUCUGCUGCUCUCUUAUGUACCUGUGCUUGCGUGUAAAGGUGAUGCGGUGCGACCUCUGCUGUUCAUAUCUUUAACAGGAUCUUUCAGGUCUGCAGUUGUACCAGAUAACUAUUAGAAGGGGUUGUGACCUCUUUAAAAGCUUUUACAGAACUUCUUAUUAUGCUUCAAGAAACAACAUCACAGAGUGAAAGCAUUUAUCUCUCUUAUGUGCAUAAAAUCAAGUAUUGUUCAGAAUAAUGUAAUUUUGUUAUUGUGGGUUUGUUUUGAAUCCGUUAUAAAAGGUGCACUUUAUACUUGGGAAAUAUCUUUUGCUUAUGCUUAAGCAAAAAUUUGUACUUAAUGUUAAGUUCUGAGACAGAGCAUUUCUUUUUCUCAAACAUGUUAAUCUGAGCCUCUCUGGACUAAGAGUAAAUUUAUAAACAAUGAUUUUACUAUUCUUUUAAGGAAUUGCAGUGUGUGAACUUUAUUAAAAAUGGUCUUACU